ACAACCAAAAAACAGGGUUUAACUACCAUUUGUAACUCCUCCUGGGUUUUUGACUUCAACAAUCAAACCAUGCUACUCUCACCUUCGCCGGCGCCGCCGUCAAUCACCACCCAACAACCGCAUAUCCUCACACUCCGGCCAACUUUUUUCCACACCACCAUCAAACCCACCUCCAGAAUCCUCUCCCAAACUCAACAAUGGAAACCAUUACCAAAACCCCAUCACAAGUUACUCUCUUUUCUUGAUGGGUUUUCCGGCACCGGCGGUGGCACCACCGGUAACGGCGGCGGCGGGUCAAAUAACUGGUGGGGUCGAUGGUUUGGUGAACACAAUGAUGAUAACAAUCCAAAUUCACACACAAAAGGUGUAUUAGUAUGUGUACUCCUUUCUUUACUAAUUCAGUUAUAUUUUCAAGAUUAUGCAAUUGCAGAGAAUAAUGGAAAUGAUAUUGAAAAUGGGAAUUGGGUUUGGGAAUUGAAAGGAGGAAAAAGAAGGAAACUUGUAAGUGAUGAUGUGAGUGAUGUGUUUGUUGUUGAAAAGGCGUCGGUUUUGAAAUCGUUUGAGACGAUGUCGUUUGGAGACGUGGUUCCCAAAAUGUGGUGUGAAUGUAAGGAGAUGUUUAUGAGGUUGAUGCUUCCUGAAGGGUAUCCGGAUAGUGUAACUAGUGAUUAUAUGGAGUAUUCUUUAUGGAGAGGUGUUCAAGGGAUUGCUGCUCAAGUUAGUAGUGUUCUUGCUACACAAUCGUUGCUAUAUGCUGUUGGAUUGGGAAAAGGGGCGAUUCCUACUGCUGCGGCUGUGAAUUGGGUGCUCAAGGAUGGAAUUGGGUAUCUAAGUAAAAUAUUUUUGUCAAAAUUUGGGCGGCAUUUUGAUGUGAAUCCAAAAGGAUGGAGAUUAUUUGCUGAUUUCUUGGAAAAUGCUGCUUUUGGUAUGGAAAUUUUGACUCCUGCUUUUCCACAUCUUUUUGUCCCAAUUGGUGCUGUUGCUGGAGCAGGGCGAUCUGCAGCUACACUUAUUCAGGCUGCUACCAGAAGCUGUUUUUUUGCCGGCUUUGCUGCUCAAAGGAACUUUGCUGAGGUCAUAGCAAAGGGUGAAGCUCAGGGAAUGGUGAGCAAAUCUGUUGGUAUAAUGCUUGGCAUAGCAUUAGCUAAUUGCAUACAAGCUUCUACACCUCUGGCUCUUGCUUCUUUUGGUGUUGUCACUUGGAUCCACAUGUUUUGCAAUCUCAAAUCGUAUCAAUCCAUUCAAUUAAGGACUUUGAAUCCUUAUCGUGCAAGCUUGGUAUUUGGUGAAUAUCUGCUAAGCGGUCUUAUUCCUACGGUGAAAGAGGUCAAUGAUGAAGAACCCUUCUUCCCUGCUCUACCACUCCUCAGUCUGAAGCCAGCAAACAAAGCAGAGCAUAGAGUACUCUCGCCUGAAGCUAAACAAGCUGCUGCUACCAUUGAGCAAAGAUUAGAGCUGGGAUCAAAGCUCUCCGACGUUAUCAAAACUAAAACAGAUGCACAUGCAUUACUCGACUUGUACAAAAACCAAGGCUACAUUUUAACUCAGCACAAUGGAAAAUUUUGCGUGAUACUGAAAGAUGUAUGUUCACCACAAGAUAUGCUAAAGUCGAUGUUUCAUGUAAAUUACCUCUACUGGUUGGAGGAAAAUGUUGGGCUAAAAUCUGUAAGCAUAUUUGAUGAUUGUGGACCCGGGGGAAUGCUGCAAAUAUCGUUAGAGUAUGUAGAAAGGGAAUUCAACCAUGCUAAACAUGACGGGGAGGUUGCAGGUUGGGUGACUGAUAGUCUUGUAGCUAGACCUUUACCUCAUAGAAUUCGUCCAGAUUACUGAUCAAAUGUGUCCAUAGUUUAUAGAGAAGUUAAUUGUUGCUUUGCCUAUGCUGCAAAAUAGGUUGAGGAUUUUGGAAAAUGCGGUUUACAGGAAUAGACAAAUAGUGGAAUUUUGAACAGUUAACUACUGAUCAAUAAAUGUACAUACACAACUGCAAAUGAUCGUGGUUGUUUUGACAGGUGUGUGAUAAUCAAAUUGGACUAAAAUAGUUCUUUUGGAGCUUUUUGUUAAUGUUAUUAUCGGUUUAUACGACCUUGGUGCUAGAUAUGGCAAGAUAGACAAUUGAUUAACGUGUUAGAAGGCUUGGGAUGGGAGGCUUGAAACAGUUGCCAUAUCGGUAUAUGUAAUGUGAUGAUGGUUUUAUGCAUAAUACAUUUUCUGUUAAUAUGUACUCCAUUAAUUUAUAAGCAAAUUGUAGCCA
This is a messenger RNA of Erigeron canadensis, 2251 nucleotides long. Its product is annotated as protein root UVB sensitive 1, chloroplastic. Lineage: Eukaryota; Viridiplantae; Streptophyta; Magnoliopsida; Asterales; Asteraceae. Gene Ontology annotation, cellular component: chloroplast envelope. The transcript is spliced from 7 exons. The coding region runs from base 70 to 1830 and encodes 586 amino acids. The record is from RefSeq and is a predicted model, not a curated record. Gene Ontology annotation, biological process: response to UV-B; developmental process.